UUAGAUGGAGACCCAAAAUUAGCGCGCUCGACUCUCCCAGUUCAUUCGUGCCCUUUGGUCUCCCACUCACAGCCUUCGUCUUCUCUCUUUGUUCUCAACCUUAGCUCUCAACGUCUCCCGCAACUCUCAAUGACGAUGCCCUUUAGUCUCUCACUCGCAACCCUAGCUCGUGUUCUCUCCACAUUCUCGGAAGCUCUCAAUGUCGUCUUCUCUCUCUAUUCUCACCCACAGCCAUCGUCGUCUCCCUCAACUCGCAAUGACGACGCUCUUCAGUCUCUCACCCGCAACCCUCGUGUUCUCUCCACAUUCUCGGAAGCUCUCAACGUCAUCUUCUCUCUCUAUUACCCACAGUCGUCAUUUUCUCAACAUUCCCUUUCCAUUCGUGAGGGAACAGUAAGGAGCUCAAUAACCCGUGAGAAAUUUGAAGAGCUUUGUAAAGACAUUUGGGAAAAAUUACUUUCACUUGUGAAAGAGGUGCUUGAGCAUUCUAGCUUCAUUGGAAUAGAUAUGCAUUGGAGUUGAUUGGAGGUGCCACCAGAGUGCCAAAAUUACAGGUUUGAAUAAUAUUUUUCCCUUUGACAAUUCUUUUGGAAGUGUGCACUUAGGGAAGAUUGGGAUUAGAUUUUGCUGUGUUGUAUUACAGUUAUGCAUGUAUUCAUAGUUAGGAUGUGUGAUAGGCAUUUUCAUGCCAAGAACAAUUUUGAACACCAUGAUUUAUUUGGAUUGUUGCUCUGUCUUUGUCUAAGAACCUGUGAAUUUAUGUAUGUUAUGACCAAGUGACAUACAAUUACGUGUGUUAGAAACAAAAGUGAAGUUGAACUUGAGAAUGUCUUUAUGAGGUAGAAACUCUAUUUCCUCA
This is a messenger RNA of Cajanus cajan (pigeon pea), 859 nucleotides long. The record is from RefSeq and is a predicted model, not a curated record. Lineage: Eukaryota; Viridiplantae; Streptophyta; Magnoliopsida; Fabales; Fabaceae.